AUGGACAUUCCAGAUUCCGUCAUGAAUGAAAGGCUCAUUCGCCGACUGUGGCAUCUGACAAACGUCAUUAUCUCCGUGUCACUGCAAAAGGCUAUUGACGUGGCAGUCGAGACUGUGUCAUCUUCUGUUGCUGAAUUUGAUCAAAUCGCCGACAAGGUGCUCGAUAUGCACACUGGCGAUGAGAAGUUGGCAGCUAACCUAAAUAACUUCAUCGAUGGUUGCAAGUUUGCCUGUACAGCUAAUCUUAACUGGGGGUAA
Messenger RNA from Penicillium angulare, 258 nucleotides. RefSeq names its product terpenoid synthase. The record is from RefSeq and is a predicted model, not a curated record. The transcript has 2 exons. NCBI's taxonomy places the organism in Eukaryota, Fungi, Ascomycota, Eurotiomycetes, Eurotiales, Aspergillaceae. The coding region runs from base 1 to 258 and encodes 85 amino acids.